UAUUUAUCUUUCUAGUUAUUUACUCGUGUAUCAAUACAAUUUCAAACAACUUUUUUUCCAGCACUAUAACCUAUACGUUUGUCAUAUAAUCAAUGUAAAAAAUUGACACACUAUUUCUAUAUUUACAAUAUUAUAAGAACAUAUCCAUUACAGUAUGACAAGUUCAAAGAAAGACAGUAGCUGGUUCAUGCCAUCAUUCGAGUGUGAAUCUAUUAAAGAGACACCAGACGUUAAAUGCAGCAUUUCAUCAGUGUCUGAAACUAGUGUUUCAGACAGAUCAAGUGCAUAUGAUAUAAUUCCAGAAAAGAAGAAUGCCAAUAGUUUGUCUGCAUUGCUGGAAGCUUGCGGACCACAAACUAGUUCUGAAUUAGUAGUCAGCAGACAGAAACAAAGAGAAAUUUUAGAUUGGUUACAGUACAAAGUAAGAAAAGGAAAACCUGCCAUAUUAAUCUUAUCUGGUCCAUCCGGUUGUGGAAAAACAGCAGCCAUAAGAGUUCUUGCAAAAGAAAAUGGUUUUAGCAUUACAGAAUGGAUCACUCCAAUUGAUCAGAUUAUAGUUGAAAAUAACAGAAUAACUAGACAAGGAGAAAAAUUUGAAGAAUUUUUAAUUAGAGUUACUCGAUAUAGUUCAGUUUUAAGUAAUCAUUCUAGUCGUUUACUUCUUGUAAAAGAUUUCCCAAAUGUUUUUUAUGAAGACAAAGAGAGUUUUUAUUCUCUGUUGGGAAGGUAUUUUGAAAUUGGAAGAGAACCUAUAGUCUUUGUAUGCACGGAAGGAGGAAGUUUAAAAUUGCUUCAGACAUUAUUUUCUCCUAGUAUAAGAGAAAAAUUUGGCAUUGAUUUGAUUAAUGUAAAUUCUGUCACGCAAACUGCAAUGAAAAAUGCAUUGAAGAGAAUAGUUAAUAUUUUAAAUUCAACUGCUGGGCAUAUGUUACACGUCUCGCAACUCAAAGUCAAUGAGAUAUUAUCAAAUAAUAUAGGAGAUAUUAGAAAUGCUUUGUUAAAUCUUAUUUUCAUCUCAUUAAAAGUACCUGAAGAACAAGAAAAUAAGUGUAAUAUUCGAGAAGAAAGCUUAGGACUUCUUCAUGGUAUCGGUCGAGUAAUUAAUCCAAAGAGAAUCCAAAUUGAAAAUAAUUGGAAAUUUGUACAUGAUCCUGAUGAAUUGGCAGCCUUUUUUCAAUCACAGGCAACAAUAUUUUUGAAUUUUCUUCAAGAAAAUUAUUUGAAUACCAUGAGAGACAUAGAGAAAGUGGAUGUCUGUACAAAUAUUUUAAGUUUAGCGGAUGUUUUGAAUUCUGAAUGGCGAGAUUCUAAUUUAAAUAAAGUCACUUUAUCGUUUUGCAUCCGAGGUUUAAUGGUAACAAAUGAAACACCAGUUUCUGGAUGGAAUCCUGUAAAAAAACCACCAAGUGAUCAAAUCGAUGUGCAGAGGUGUCUAGCAGCUGUCGAAAUUCGAUGGUACGAAUCCAUAAUCAAUUCGAAAUCAAAAAAUAUAUUGGAAGAACCCGUUAUCGACAUUGAGGAGAUUAUUGAAUAAAAUUCAUAGAAGUUAGGAUAGAAAUA
This is a messenger RNA of Frieseomelitta varia, 1560 nucleotides long. It is a transcript of the gene Rad17, whose product is annotated as cell cycle checkpoint protein RAD17. Gene Ontology annotation, biological process: DNA damage checkpoint signaling; mitotic DNA replication checkpoint signaling; DNA repair. Gene Ontology annotation, molecular function: chromatin binding. The transcript has 10 exons. The record is from RefSeq and is a predicted model, not a curated record. The coding region runs from base 155 to 1534 and encodes 459 amino acids. Lineage: Eukaryota; Metazoa; Arthropoda; Insecta; Hymenoptera; Apidae.